AUGUUCAAAAAUGCCCUCGAGAAGUUUACAAAAUGUACCAAUAUCCCUCCCAUCGCCACUUCCAACAACCAAAGAGGCUCGACCAAUGCACAUAGAUAUGAAUGGAAAGCGCAGAUCACCACUGCGGUUCAGCACCUACAUGGCCGCACCAUCAUGAUUGGAGGUCGCUUAGAUCUGGGAAGCCCAUGGUAUUACAUCAAUGAAUACACCAUCCACCCUGACAGGCUAGCUGAGAGUGAAAAACCCCCCAAACCCGAGGAAUCGCAAGCGACAACUUUCAAAGCUGACAACACCUGGUUAAUGCUGGAAGGGUACUGUACAUUAUAUCUGACAGAGAAUCAGCAGGGGACUCAAGGUAUAGAGGUCUUUGAGAAACAAAAAGCCAAAGACUGGGCCGCCGUCGAGAAACUAUUCCAACACGGAGAAGCAGUUUUCGGCUGA
Messenger RNA from Cladophialophora bantiana CBS 173.52, 441 nucleotides. RefSeq lists its product as uncharacterized. Lineage: Eukaryota; Fungi; Ascomycota; Eurotiomycetes; Chaetothyriales; Herpotrichiellaceae. The record is from RefSeq and is a predicted model, not a curated record. Bases 1 to 441 code for a protein of 146 amino acids. The transcript has a single exon.